AACCAAACCCCCUCAGUCAGCCAGUCCAUCACCUUCCCGCCACUCUAACGACGAGCCACCUUGACCUUUUGGGGUAGAUAUUGUUGCAGGUGAGUCUACGGAGUCUCAAUUACAUGCCGUGCAAUUUUGGCCGCCGCAGGAGCAGGCGGCGCCCGAGAAUCAACAUUUGAAAAUUGCCGCCUGCCCAGCGGCUUUCUGCAUUGUGUGGGGUUCUGCCGGAUUGAAAAUUGUGGAAGAAGCUACGCUCCAGGCGCCAGCUCUCAAUCGGACCAAGCAGCUCCAGCUCGACCAGGCCUUUGACUGAGCUGACCAACCUUCCCCGAACUCGCAGAAGCAGAAGACAGUCGCGAAAAUGGCCAACCCCAGAGUCGAGGAACUCCCGGACGAGGAGCCUACCAAGAACGUCUCCGUCGAGGAGGGUGCCGACGAUGACAGCUCCGACUCUGAGAUCGAGGCUGGCGACUCCAGCCUCCCAGCCGGCUCUUCCGCCGUCAUCCACUCUCGCAACGAGAAGAAGGCUCGCAAGGCCAUGGAGAAGCUGCACCUGACCCGCAUCCAGGGCAUCACCCGUGUCACCCUCCGCCGACCAAAGAACAUCCUCUUCGUGAUCAACAACCCCGAGGUGUACAAGUCUCCUAACAGCAACACGUACAUUGUCUUCGGCGAGGCCAAGAUCGAGGACCUCAACGCCUCCGCCCAGGCCGCCGCCGCCCAGCAGCUCGCCCAGGCCGAGCACGACCACGCCGGCCACGACCACGGCGAGGCCAGCAAGGCCGUCGAGGGCGGCGAGGCCAAGAAGGAGGAGGAGGAGGAGGAUGAUGGUGAGGAGGUUGACGCCGAGGGUAUCGAGGACAAGGACAUCGAGCUUGUCAUGACCCAGGCCAACGUAUCACGGAAGAAGGCUAUCAAGGCUCUGAAGGAGAACGACAACGACAUUGUCAACUCCAUCAUGGCCUUGAGCAUCUAAGACCCGACCGCCCAUUCUUACUCUCCAAGUCCUUUUGGUAUUACACGAGAUGCAUGGUAGCGCUAAGGGUUCUCGUGGUUUGAUGGACUCGGGGCCUGAAGGGGCCGAUCAAGAGCACGUCAGAUUAGUCGGAGUUGAUUAUCGGGUUUCAUGCACUCAAAAAUGAAAACACCAUGCACUUGACCAAUUCAUCUUGAGAACCUAACGAUGGUCUGGUUGUCUUGGAACCUGCCGUCACUUGGGACUGUCGGAACGGAUCUGCUUUAAUGGAGGCAAUGACGAAGGCGCGUGAUGCAAACUCCGGGGUUGGCGCCAGCUACGAGGAAUGAUCUCAAAAAUGAGUACUCAUGGGAGAUCAUCCUUUGAGAGAUUGUCCCAGGUAACUCAUUCUAACAAGAGGGUGCGUGAAUCGGAGCAGUGACAAAAGUCCAACCCGCCACCGGGUGAUUCUCCAUGCAACGGCUAGUCAUAAACAUGCAGAAAAGCAGAAGUGAAACGUUAUAGAUCAAGAGUUUCGUAUCGAA
Molecule: messenger RNA, 1491 nt
Organism: Diaporthe batatas
Lineage: Eukaryota; Fungi; Ascomycota; Sordariomycetes; Diaporthales; Diaporthaceae
Exons: 3
Coding region: 353-967 (204 amino acids)
Biological process (GO): protein targeting to membrane
Cellular component (GO): cytoplasm; nascent polypeptide-associated complex
Source: RefSeq, a predicted model, not a curated record